Molecule: messenger RNA, 417 nt
Organism: Gongylonema pulchrum
Lineage: Eukaryota; Metazoa; Nematoda; Chromadorea; Rhabditida; Gongylonematidae
Source: the annotation of a GenBank genome assembly
UUGCAGGAAGUUGGUAGUAUAAUUGGCAAGCGUGGAGACCAUAUCAAAUCGAUUCGUGAUGGAUCCGGUGCUAAAAUUAAUAUUUCGGAUGGAUCGUGUCCGGAGCGUAUUGAUUUACAAGCUCUUCCCAACAGUGUGCCGAAACCUCCAAUCACAAUGCGUCUUAUAGUGCCUGCAACUCAGUGCGGUUGUAUCAUCGGCAAAAGUGGCUCAAAAAUUAAGGAAAUUCGCGAAGCAACAGGUGCAUCAAUACAGGUAGCAAGCGAAAUGCUUCCCAGCUCAACCGAACGUGCUGUGACAAUUUCUGGGAUUGCCGAAUCGAUCGUGCUUUGCAUGCGCCACAUAUGUCAAAUUUUAUUGGACGUAAUCUUUUUUGAUUUGUAUAUUGACCACUUGACGUUUGCAAUUCAAAACUGA